AUGGCUGCCAUCAGGAAGAAACUGGUGAUUGUUGGUGAUGGAGCAUGUGGCAAGACAUGCUUGCUCAUAGUUUUCAGCAAGGAUCAGUUCCCAGAAGUAUAUAUGCCCACAGUGUUUGAAAACUAUGUGGCUGAUAUUGAAGUGGAUGGAAAGCAGGUAGAGUUGGCUUUGUGGGAUACAGCUGGGCAGGAAGACUACGAUCGCCUGAGGCCCCUCUCCUACCCAGACACUGAUGUUAUACUGAUGUGUUUCUCCAUCGACAACCCUGAUAGUUUAGAAAACAUCCCAGAAAAAUGGACCCCAGAAGUCAAGCAUUUCUGUCCCAGCGUCCCCAUCAUCCUGGUUGGGAAUAAGAAGGAUCUUCGAAAUGAUGAGCACACAAGGCAGGAGUUAGCCAAGAUGAAGCAGGAGCCAGUAAAACCUGAAGAAGGCAGAGAUAUGGCAAACAGGAUUGGUGCCUUUGGGUACAUGGAGUGCUCAGCCAAGACCAAAGAUGGAGUGAGGGAGGUCUUUGGAAUGGCCACGAGAGCCGCUCUGCAAGUCAGACGUGGGAAGAAAAAAUCCGGGUGCCUUGUUUUGUGA
Molecule: messenger RNA, 582 nt
Organism: Sciurus carolinensis (gray squirrel)
Lineage: Eukaryota; Metazoa; Chordata; Mammalia; Rodentia; Sciuridae
Product: transforming protein RhoA-like
Exons: 1
Coding region: 1-582 (193 amino acids)
Biological process (GO): stress fiber assembly; small GTPase-mediated signal transduction; cell migration
Cellular component (GO): dendritic spine; cleavage furrow
Molecular function (GO): GTPase activity; GTP binding
Source: RefSeq, a predicted model, not a curated record